AUGGCAGCUGCAGUAGUCGCACUAUACCCCACAGUCACUCCGCCGUCCUACCACAGAAUCGUCUCCCCAACACUCAAGAUUCCUACAGAAACCCAACGACCUAUACCCGUGGGUCUCUUGGCAUGUCAACGUGACCCGCUCCUGCGUGAACUUGAGACAACGAUUAUCAGUUGCACGAUCUCACAGCCUGCCUCCUCUCCUAGCAUUAAGAAAGGAAAGAAGGCAUCGGCACCAGCCCCCGUCGACCAACCCACACUUGAGGUCAUACUGCAUGAUACCGUCAUCUUUCCUGAGGGCGGGGGACAGCCAUCAGAUACAGGUAUCAUCAAGACAGCUGAUGGGCGUACAUGGACAGUGAUUCAGGCCAAACGACAUGGCGGACAUGGAGUUCACUACGUCCGGGCUGAACAAGCUGAAAACGGUCUUUCCUGCCUUACCCCUGGAACGAAGGUUACUGUUGCUCUUGGAGAGCUUGAUUUCGAUCGCAGGUAUGAUCAUAUGUCUAUGCACACAUCGCAGCACCUGCUUUCCGCGGUGCUCGAAAAUCGGCUCGAUAUUCAUACCCUUUCUUGGUCGCUCACGGCCGCACCGGCACCUUGUUAUGUCGAACUCGGGAGAAGCAUGACCGUGGAAGAGAUCUUGUCCAUCCAGAACGAAGCUAACAAACUAGUGUUUGAGGGACGGAAAGUCCAUGUGGAAGUGCAAGAAAUGGACGAUAAACCACAACCCGCAGUACCUGUAUUAGAAAGCGGUCGUGCCGUAGGCAAAGGAGUCCCAACCGACUAUACUGGAGGCAUCAUGCGAACAGUAAUCAUCGAUGGAGUGGAUCGUAACCCGAGGUUCAUAUCAAUAUUGCAGAUGCUGCGGCACACACCUCCUACCCUUCAUAAUCUUCAGUUAUUCAUCAUACCGCAAACGGAGACACUUUCCAGGUCGAGCACCACUUCUGCUCGCCUGUAUUUCCUCGCUGGACCGCGCCUCAUCACCUACCUCACAUCUACACACUCCCAACUCGCUGCUGCUGCUACCACGCUCAGUUGUGGCGCUCCGCAAGUCCCAGACCGUAUAGGGCAAGUUGUGGACGAUCGGAAGAGAGCUGAGAAGAGAGUCGAUGACCUUGAGUUCGAGCUUGCAAAACAUGUCGCAGGCGACGUUUUACAAGAAAUGAAGUCAUCUGAAGCAGCCCUGUUUGUCAAACACGUGCACCGGACUGACGAUUCUAUUAAUCCUCUCGGACUUUUGUCAGCAAUGACCACUGCUUUCGCAAACACCGCUCCAGCAGAGCGACCAUUCGUGCUUAUAUUUUCAUCUUCUCCGUCGUCACAGACAGGCACAAGCGCGAGCGUGUUGCUUGUCUUUGGAUCGGAUGAGAAAUAUGUCAAGGCGGCUGGGGACUUGCUCAAAGGCAAGCUGAAUGUCAAGGGAGGAGGUAAGGGCACGAGGUGGAGUGGCAAAUUUACCGGUGUCUGGAGAGAAAGUCGCGAGGAUGCUGCUGUUUCCGAAGUCCUUCAAGCGGUUUCGACGUAGAAUUCAUACACGCUCUAGAAAUUUACAAACAAAACGAUCU
Suillus paluster is the source of this 1567-nucleotide messenger RNA. RefSeq names its product ThrRS/AlaRS common domain-containing protein. The record is from RefSeq and is a predicted model, not a curated record. Gene Ontology annotation, biological process: regulation of translational fidelity. Gene Ontology annotation, molecular function: Ser-tRNA(Ala) deacylase activity; nucleotide binding. The transcript has 4 exons. NCBI's taxonomy places the organism in Eukaryota, Fungi, Basidiomycota, Agaricomycetes, Boletales, Suillaceae. The coding region runs from base 1 to 1527 and encodes 508 amino acids.